Indicator indicator is the source of this 3387-nucleotide messenger RNA. It is a transcript of the gene SLC4A4, whose product is annotated as solute carrier family 4 member 4. The record is from RefSeq and is a predicted model, not a curated record. The coding region runs from base 1 to 3387 and encodes 1128 amino acids. Gene Ontology annotation, cellular component: plasma membrane; basolateral plasma membrane. Gene Ontology annotation, biological process: regulation of intracellular pH; transmembrane transport; monoatomic anion transport. The transcript has 25 exons. Gene Ontology annotation, molecular function: sodium:bicarbonate symporter activity; monoatomic anion transmembrane transporter activity; solute:inorganic anion antiporter activity. NCBI's taxonomy places the organism in Eukaryota, Metazoa, Chordata, Aves, Piciformes, Indicatoridae.
AUGGAGGACGAGGCAGUGCUGGACAGAGGGGCUUCCUUCCUCAAACAUGUGUGUGAUGAAGAAGAGGUGGAAGGCCACCACACGAUCUACAUCGGGGUCCACGUGCCCAAGAGCUACCGGAGGAGGAGGCGGCACAGGAGGAGAGCUGGGCACAAAGAAAAGAAGGAAAAGGAGAAGAUCUCUGAGAACUACUCAGACAAAUCAGAUGUGGAAAACGCUGAUGAGACCAGCAGCAGCAUCCUCAAGCCACUCAUCUCCCCUGCCGCCGAGCGCAUCCGCUUCAUCCUGGGAGAGGAGGAUGACAGCCCCGCGCCCCCGCAGCUCUUCACCGAGCUGGACGAGCUCCUGGCCGUCGAUGGGCAAGAGAUGGAGUGGAAGGAGACUGCCAGGUGGAUCAAGUUUGAGGAGAAGGUAGAGCAAGGUGGGGAGCGAUGGAGCAAGCCUCACGUGGCCACCUUGUCCCUGCACAGCUUGUUUGAGUUGAGGACCUGCAUAGAGAAGGGCUCCAUAAUGCUGGAUAUUGAAGCCUCUUCCCUCCCACAGGUGGUGGAAAUGAUUGUGGACAAUCAGAUGGAGACAGGGCUGCUGAAAUCCGAGCUGAAGGACAAGGUCACCUACACCCUGCUGAGGAAGCACCGGCACCAGACCAAGAAGUCCAACCUGCGCUCCCUGGCCGACAUCGGCAAGACCGUCUCCAGUGCAAGUAGGAUGUUUACCAACCCUGAUAAUGCACGCAGCCCCCUGGAGAGCUCCGUGCCCUGCCUGGCCACCCGCACGGCCGACGACGAGGUCCAGGUGCAGCGCAGCCCCAGCGUGGGAUGGCUCAGCAGCCCAGCCAUGGCUCACAGAAACCUCACUUCCACCAGCCUCAACGACAUCUCUGACAAGCCUGAGAAGGAUCAGCUGAAGAACAAAUUCAUGAAGAAGCUGCCUCGAGAUGCUGAGGCCUCCAACGUGCUGGUUGGGGAGGUGGACUUCCUGGAGAGCCCUUUCAUUGCCUUCGUCCGGCUGCAGCAGGCGGUCAUGCUGGGGGCUCUGACUGAGGUCCCUGUGCCCACCAGGUUCCUCUUCAUCCUGCUGGGACCGAAGGGCAAAGCCAAGUCCUACCAUGAGAUCGGGCGAGCCAUCGCCACCCUGAUGUCAGAUGAGGUUUUCCAUGACAUUGCCUACAAAGCCAAGGACCGGCAGGACCUGAUCGCUGGCAUCGAUGAGUUUCUGGAUGAGGUCAUUGUGCUCCCCCCUGGAGAAUGGGAUCCAGCCAUCAGGAUAGAGCCCCCCAAGUCCCUGCCUUCUUCAGAGAAAAGGAAAAACAUGUACUCUGGUGGGGAGAACCUGCAGAUGAAUGGAGACACUCCUCAUGAUGGAGGGCAUGGAGGGGGUGGCCAUGGGGACUGUGAGGAGCUGCAGAGAACUGGCAGGUUCUGUGGUGGCUUGAUCAAAGACAUCAAGAGGAAAGCUCCCUUCUUCGCCAGCGACUUCCUGGACGCUUUGAACAUCCAGGCCCUCUCAGCCAUCCUCUUCAUCUACCUGGCCACAGUCACCAAUGCCAUCACCUUUGGAGGGCUGCUGGGGGAUGCUACAGAGAACAUGCAGGGUGUGCUGGAGAGCUUCCUGGGCACAGCAGUCACUGGUGCCAUCUUCUGCCUUUUUGCUGGCCAGCCCCUCACCAUCCUAAGCAGCACAGGACCUGUCCUGGUCUUUGAAAGACUCCUCUUCAACUUCAGCAAGGACAAUGACUUUGACUACCUGGAGUUCCGCCUGUGGAUUGGCCUCUGGUCAGCCUUGCAGUGUCUCAUCCUGGUGGCCACUGAUGCCAGCUUCCUGGUCAAGUACUUCACCCGCUUCACCGAGGAGGGCUUCUCCUCCCUCAUCAGCUUCAUCUUCAUUUAUGAUGCUUUCAAGAAGAUGAUCAAGCUGGCAGAUCAUUACCCCAUCAACUCCCAGUUCAAGGUGGACUACAUCACACACUACUCUUGUGCCUGUGAGCCAUUAGACCCAGUCAAUGGCUCCUUAUUCAAUGGGACCACGUGCCCUCUCCCCUUGCUGUGCCCCUCCAUGGCUGCCUGUGCUUGCCUGCAGGACAACUCCACCCUCGACUGGGCAUCUCUGACAGCCAAGGAGUGCUUGAAAUACGGAGGGCAGCUGGUGGGCAACAACUGCCACUACGUCCCUGACAUCACCCUCAUGUCCUUCAUCCUCUUCUUUGGCACUUACACCUGCUCCAUGGCCCUGAAGAAGUUCAAGACCAGUCGCUAUUUCCCAACCACUGCCAGGAAGCUCAUCAGUGACUUUGCCAUCAUCUUGUCCAUUCUGAUUUUCUGUGGAAUAGAUGCCCUGGUGGGUGUGGACACCCCAAAACUCCUGGUGCCAAGUGAAUUCAAGCCAACCAGUCCUGAGAGGGGUUGGUUUAUCCCCCCUUUUGGAGGGAACCCGUGGUGGGUGUACCUGGCAGCAGCCAUCCCUGCACUACUGGUGACCAUCCUCAUCUUCAUGGACCAGCAGAUCACAGCUGUCAUUGUCAACAGGAAGGAGCACAAGCUCAAGAAAGGUGCUGGUUACCAUCUGGACCUGUUCUGGGUGGCCAUUCUGAUGAUUGUUUGCUCCUUCAUGGGCCUGCCCUGGUACGUGGCUGCCACUGUCAUCUCCAUCGCUCACAUUGACAGCUUGAAGAUGGAGACAGAGACCUCAGCCCCUGGGGAGCAGCCCAAGUUUUUGGGAGUCAGGGAGCAAAGAGUCACUGGGAUCAUCGUUUUCAUCCUGACUGGUGUGUCUGUCUUCAUGGCUCCCAUCCUGAAGUUCAUUCCCAUGCCGGUGCUCUACGGCGUCUUCCUCUACAUGGGAGUCGCUUCCCUCAACGGGGUGCAGUUCAUGGACCGCCUGAAGCUGCUCCUGAUGCCCCUGAAGCACCAGCCUGACUUCAUCUACCUGCGCCACGUCCCGCUGCGCAGGGUCCAUCUCUUCACCUUCCUGCAGGUGGUGUGCCUGGCCCUCCUCUGGAUCCUCAAGUCCACCGUGGCUGCUAUCAUAUUCCCUGUCAUGAUCCUGGCCCUGGUAGCAGUCAGAAAAGCCAUGGACUACCUCUUCUCCCAGCAUGACUUAAGCUUCCUUGAUGACGUCAUUCCAGAAAAGGACAAGAAGAAGAAAGAGGAUGAGAAGAAGAAGAAGAAGAAGAAGGGCAGCAUGGACAGUGACAAUGAUGAUGAGAAAAAUCACCAACAUUCCUUGAGCGCCAUACGUCGUGCUGAUGCAAUUCCUUUCCUCCAGUCACACACCAUGCCAAGCCCUCCACGACCUCCAGUCAAAGUUGUGCCUCAAAUUAGAAUAGAAGUGGAGCCUGCAGACCGUGGUUACUUCUGGAGGAGCAAGGGAACAGAAACCACUUUGUAA